Molecule: messenger RNA, 537 nt
Organism: Bombina bombina (fire-bellied toad)
Lineage: Eukaryota; Metazoa; Chordata; Amphibia; Anura; Bombinatoridae
Product: gamma-crystallin 1-like
Exons: 3
Coding region: 1-537 (178 amino acids)
Biological process (GO): lens development in camera-type eye; visual perception
Molecular function (GO): structural constituent of eye lens
Source: RefSeq, a predicted model, not a curated record
AUGGGAAAGAUCAUCUUCUAUGAGGACAAGAACUUUCAGGGCCGCUCCUACGAGUGUAGCUCUGACUGUUCUGAUCUUCACUCUUACUUUAACCGCUGCAACUCCAUCCGUGUGGAGAAUGGAAAUUGGAUGCUGUAUGAAUUUCCCAACUACAAAGGACAUCAGUACUUUCUGAGAAGAGGAGAAUACCCUGAUUUCCGACAAUGGAUGGGAUUUAAUGACUCCAUUAGAUCUUGUCGUUUAACACCUCAAGUAAGAGACGUGGACUGCUCCUACAGGGUGAGGAUCUAUGAGAGGGAGGACUUCAGAGGUCAAAUGAUAGAGUUUACAGAGGACUGCCCAUUUGUGUAUGAGAAAUUUCGGUAUCAUGACAUCCUUUCCUGCAAUGUGCUUGAAGGAUACUGGAUCUUCUAUGAAGAACCCAACUACAAAGGGCGUCAGUACUACUUGAGUCCUGCCGAGUACAGGAGAUACUUUGAUUGGGGAGCUAUAAAUAGCCGUGUUGGAUCUUUUAGACGAGCUAUGGACUUAUACUAA